GCGGCGCUUGGCUGCCCGGGCAGAGCAGGCGAGACCGGCGGCAGCGGCAGCGCGGCACGGGAGGAGGUUCACUGUCUCAAUGGAAGUGGUACCAGCCUGGGCCCCAGCAGUAGGUUUCACACUCCUGCCACAUGCAGGAGGAUUGUUAGGAGGCAAUAUAACCAAAAGGGAAAUCCCAACAUGGUAUCAAACUCUACAGAAGCCAUCCUGGUGUCCACCUAACUGGAUGUUUGCUCCUGUUUGGGGAACUCUCUAUACAUCUAUGGGAUACGGCUCCUACCUUGUGUGGAAGGAACUGGGGGGCUUCAAUGAAAAGUCAGUUGUUCCUCUGGGUCUGUAUGCAGGGAACCUGGCACUAAACUGGGCAUGGACUCCAAUAUUUUUUGGAGCUCACAAAAUGGGAUGGGGGUUGGUGACUCUCCUGCUGACAACUGGUACAGCAACAGCUACCACUGCUUCCUGGUACAACAUCAACAAAGCAGCAGCUUAUUUGAUGAUUCCUUAUUUAGCCUGGCUAAGCUUGGCUUCUGCACUCAAUUAUCGGAUCUGGAAGGACAAUCGCAACAAGAAAAGACCUGAAUAAGCAAUUUUCAGCCAAAACCAUCUUUUUUUCCAUGAUAAUUUUUUUAUAUAAAGUUACGGCCUUAGUUUAUUAUUAGCUGAACUGGUUCAGCCCUAACUUUGGUAUUUACAAGUAGACAAAACAAAUACAACUUUACUAGGCAAGCCAUAAAGGGGUGUAUGCCUGACUGGGUUUUAUAGCAAACUAAAAGAAAGUCUUGAUUGAAAAGUGGUGUCAUAUUCUAGUAUUAUAUGUUACAUGACAACAGCAUUGUAACCAUUACCAGAAGAAAGCAGGGACUCAAACAUCCUUACGUUCAGAGGAAGAAAUGCAGCCACACACUUAACAGUUUCCAGAAGGUGUUCCUAACAGUGACAGGGAUGAUUGUGGCCUGAAUCUCUCAUAUUUACCACUAGACACAGUGCUUUUGUGCUAUGAUAUGUCCCACUACAGCCACCAGAUAUUUGUCUUCUGGCCAUUGUACUCUGAAAAACGUUUAAGACAAUUUACAAACAUUUAACAAUUUGUGCCUUCCCACUUGGAAGAACUGUAUGUGCAUUCAGCUAAAUGUAUUAAACUACAUGUAAACUUAAUAACCUUGUUCCUUGCUGGUAUUGUUUCAAAUUGUUUUGAGCAGAAAAACACUGAAGGCAGAAGGAUGCUACAGCCUCAAAGACAGCCCCUUCAUCUCAUCUCCUCCUUUGCAAUGGCCAAGACAAACCAGGAAAUUCAAGCAACUGUAAAGAAACUGUGAGAACCCAAUCACAACAUUUCUUUGAUCAAAUUUAAGUAAGGAGCCCAAACCAGUUGGGGUU
Messenger RNA from Melospiza georgiana, 1377 nucleotides. RefSeq names its product translocator protein (gene TSPO). Gene Ontology annotation, molecular function: cholesterol binding. Gene Ontology annotation, cellular component: membrane; endoplasmic reticulum. The transcript is spliced from 4 exons. The record is from RefSeq and is a predicted model, not a curated record. Bases 80 to 583 code for a protein of 167 amino acids. Lineage: Eukaryota; Metazoa; Chordata; Aves; Passeriformes; Passerellidae.